This is a messenger RNA of Adineta ricciae, 2694 nucleotides long. NCBI's taxonomy places the organism in Eukaryota, Metazoa, Rotifera, Eurotatoria, Adinetida, Adinetidae. The record is from the annotation of a GenBank genome assembly.
AUGCGAUUUGCUUCAACGAGGGUUUUGCCAAUCGAAUACAAUUAUCGUCCACAGUCAGUUACUGCUGGAGAUUUCAACAACGACACUUGGAUGGAUAUCGUUGUAGCGAACCACGCGACAGAUAAUAUUGGUAUAGUUUUUGGUCACGGUAACGGCAGUUUCGCAAAGUCAGCCACUUAUUCCACUGGGAUGUUGUCUACCCCAUGUAUGGUGACUAUCGGUGAUUUCAAUGGCGAUUAUCUACUUGAUAUUGCCGUUGCGAAUUUUGGUACAAAUAACGUGGGGAUAUUUCUCGGAAUUGGAGAAGGAUUAUUUUCAAGUCAGACAAUGCUUUCAACUGGUUCAUCGCGUCCUCUUGGAAUCUUUGUGUAUGAUUUGAACAACGAUAGAACACACGAUAUUGUCACAGCCAACUACGGCACGCAUAGUAUAAACGUAUUUUAUGGAUAUGGAACUGGACGAUUUUCGAAUCCAGUCACAUAUUUCAUGGGUUAUGAUUCUGUGCCGAUUGCGAUUUCCGCAGGAGAUUUUAAUGCCGAUGGGCAGAUGGAUCUUGCUGUUGCUAACUAUGGUACAAACAAUGUCGCUAUAUUACUCGGAAAUAGCAGCAAUAUUUUUGCAAACGCUAGAAUCUUUUCAACAGGCUCCGCAUCUCAUCCACGCUCGAUUGCUAUCAGCGACUUUAAUCGUGAUAAUUUGCCGGAUAUUGUCGUUGCUAAUUACGGUACUAACAAUAUAGGCGUACUAUUCGGCACCGACAAUGGUUCGUUUACGUAUCCGACGAUGUAUUCACUCGGCCAUUCUUCUCCUUACGCUCUUGCUGUUGAAGAUCUGAAUAAAGAUAAUCGAACUGACUUAAUUAUUACAAAUCAAGGUAAAAACGAUAUUGCUGUCUUUCUCGGACAAAGCAAUGGAACAUUUGCAAAUCCAACGGUCUACUCAACAGGAUCUUUAUCGACAACUUCAUUAGUUGUAACUGAUAUUAAUAACGAUAAAGAAUUAGAUAUUGUCGUCAUUCACAAUGAUACGAACAGUAUUGGUAUUCUUCUUGCCUAUUCUAAAGGAUUUCGAAAUCAAACAGUGUAUCCAGUCGGUUACAAGUCAUCCGGUAUGGCUGUCAGUGACUUUAACAAUGAUUCGAGAUUGGAUAUUGUCGUUUCGAAUAAUGCUGACAAUACCAUUAGUGUUCUUCUCGCCUACGCGAAUGGAUCUUUUGCACAACAAGUAACAUAUUCUACUGGUGCGGCACCACAAGGAUUGGCUGUUGGCGAUUUUAAUGAUGACAGUAUACUCGAUAUCAUUGUCACUAACAACGCUGACAAUACUGUGAGUCUAUUUCUUGGACAUGGUGACGGAAGCUUUGCAAAUCAAACAACGCAUGCAACUGGUUCUGGACCAUGUUUCGUAGUAGUGGGUGAUUUCAAUAUUGACAAAAAACUGGAUCUAGUGGCUGCUAAUUAUGGUGAUAACACUAUAAGUGUCCUUCUGGGACGUGACAAUGCAACAUUUAUGCAUUCUAUUUCGUACCCUACUGGCUCUGGACCUUCUUCUUUAGUUGCAGGACUUCUCAACAAUGACACGCACAUUGAUAUUGUCGUUGCUAAUACUAAUGACGAUACUGUCAGCAUAUUCCUAGGAUGUGGAAAUGGAACUUUGAAAUAUUUAACAACGUAUUCAACUGGAUACGCACCCUUUUCUGUAUCGCUCGGUGAUUUCAACGCUGAUUCGAAACUGGAUAUUGUCACUGCGAAUGACCGUAGCAACACUAUCAGUGUACUGUUCGGACACGGCAAUGGUACGUUCACAAAUCACCUGAUGUUUCCAACUGGUAGUGAACCACAGGCUGUAUCCGUUGGUGAUUUGAACCAAGAUGAACGAUUAGAUGUCGUCGUUAUUAAUGCUGCUGAUAACACUUUAAGCGUAUUGCUCGGUAAUGGCGAUGGAUCUUUUGCAGAUCAAGUGGUAUAUUCAAGUGGUUUCUUACCAUAUGCUUUAGCCAUUGCCGACUUUAAUAACGACAAGCGACUUGAUAUUGCCGUCGCUGACUUUCGAAAUAAAAGCAUAAGUGUGCUACUUGGAUAUGUGAAUAUCGCUUUUGUUAAACAGACGACAUUACUGACUGGCAAUGGUUCUUUACCAAGGUCGUUCGUCGUUGGAGAUUUCAACAGCGACAAUCGAAACGAUAUUGCCGUCGCAAAUUCUGGUACUAACACUAUCGGUAUCUUCUUUGGUUAUAAUAACGGUUCUUUCACAGCUCAGACAACAUAUUCAACUGGUCUUUCGCCAUGGUCUAUUGCUACGGGUGAUCUCAAUAAAGACGCUCUAUUAGAUAUCGUAGUUGCUAAUUAUGGCGAUGACAGUAUUAGUAUAUUCCUCGGACAACCUACUGGUUCUUUUCUGAGUCAAACAAUUCUCACAACUGGACUGAAAUCUGAACCAUAUUCGAUAAGUGUUGGUGAUUUUAAUCAAGAUACUUUAUUAGACAUCAUUGUCAUGAAUAAUGGUGUCAACAAUGUGUAUGUAUUUCUUGGAUAUGGCAAUGGUACAUUCAAAGGUAUAACUGUGUUUUCGAUCGGUUUUGGUUCUCUUCCGAUAUCCUUAGCUGUUGGAGAUUUUAAUAAUGAUGAAAAAUUGGAUUUCGCAAUUGCAAAUGAAGGUACUGAUAAUUUAAAAAUUAUUUUACAGACUUGUUAA